Molecule: messenger RNA, 992 nt
Organism: Nylanderia fulva
Lineage: Eukaryota; Metazoa; Arthropoda; Insecta; Hymenoptera; Formicidae
Product: transmembrane protein 216
Biological process (GO): non-motile cilium assembly
Cellular component (GO): ciliary transition zone
Source: RefSeq, a predicted model, not a curated record
CGAGAAAGAGAGAAAAAGGUGAGUUUUGAAAAUUUAAUUGCAAUUAGAGUAAUGAAUAAAAAUUUCAUUUCCGUUCGGAAAAUGCGGCGAGGGAACAUAUAAUUUUUCUCAAUAAUGACAAAAAUCUCGACGCGACUCGAGAGCGCCCGUUCGACUUCUCGCACGGUGUGUGUUAAAAAUAAACACACGGACAAGCGUGGGAACGCGAUAUAUUUCUCAGGAUUGCAUUGACAUUAUUUUCGUGCUGACCGAGAUAAAUAUUAAAAAGUGUCGGAUAUAACGCGAGCGAAGCGUCGAAAAAUUCCACGUACGAUGCACCUGUCAAAAUCAGCUGAGCGGAACGAAUUGGAAGACUGAGGAUCGGCCGAGUCACCCUGACACGUCUGGAAGGAAUCCGGAAUAAAAAUGCCCACCGUAGCCAACUCGUCGCUCACCUACGAGAUUCUCAUGUACCUGAACUCCUUCUACUUCGGCAUGUUCGCUGUGUGCGAACUGGGCAUGGGACUGUUCAAGGUCGCGAAUCUGCCCUCGCCAGGCGCAAGUAAGACCCUGACGGAAUUCGCGCUGCUGCUCUUCCUGAUCGCGACGGAGGGCGGCAGGAUCUACCUUGGAAGGAAGGGAAAUCUGACGGAGCGCGGAACGCCAAUCCUUAUAGGGAUAGCCCUGACCGUCCCCAGCUCCUUAGCGACACUGUACUUCCUCCUUUGGCAGUACUAUGUGCUCAAGCUGGAGGUGAUUCUCUGCAGCAUACAACUGGUCCUAGUGGCGUCCGAAGUGGUCAUCGCUAUCAUGUGCCUUAUAGCCAUUUAUCGACCACCACCCCCGGAGAAAUGAUAUAGCUUUUGUAUUUGUAUUUCACUUCGCACGAUAACUUUCAUUUUACACCUUGUCACUUUGCUUAACAAUGCAUUCCGAGUGUUAAUGGUUUGUCAUAGACGAGGUUGAGCUGUCUAUCAUUGUUUUUGCCAAAUAGUAAGAUUUUUCAUCCUUAA